AUGUUCUCAUCGCUCGCGUCGUCUUCGGUUCUUUCGCUCGCGACCGCCCCGAACGUCGGGGGAGGUCGUCGUCUCCGGCCCGCCCGCGGGUUCGCGCGCGAUACGCCGUUUCCGAUCCGCGGCGCGACGCUUCUCGUCCCGUCCGAUGUUUCUCGCCUCGUCCUCGCCCGAGCCUCCGACGUCCGCGAGGGGGAUUACGCCUCCGAGGAUUCCUACGACGGGGACGACGACGGCGCGUGGGAGGGGAUGAGCUCCAGUCGGAACCGAAGCGCGACGGUCAUUCGCACCGCGGGUCGCGACGACAUGUACCUGGAGGUGGACCUCCCCGCCCAUAACAUGGGAAUAACCUUCACCUGCGGACCCGACGCCACGAUAGCGAUGGUCGAGAAGGUGCGGCAGGACAGCGCCGCGGAGCAGGCGGGCAUCGAAAUCGGUGACAUCCUCUUCUCCUGCUCCGCCGUCGAGCUCACCGGCUCCGAUACUCCCGUGGUCGUCGGGGACUCGGAGGGAACCGACACGCACUGGAGGCGGAUCGACAACUUCAGGUGCCUCGGCCAGCCGUUCGACGUCCAGAUGGCCGCGUUCAACUCGACCGCCAUCGUCGACGCGGGGUUCAAGCACAGGAUCGUCCGCGCGAUAUUCAGGCGGGACGUCAACCCCGACGGGCGAUCGAGGGCCAGUCGCCUCGACGAGAUGCUCGGCGAUGAGAAAGCCGCGACUGAUGACCCGACGGAAAAAGACGCCGAGACGUCCGUGGCCAAACUCGUGAGCGAGUCCUGGAAAGACAUCGUCUCCGCGGUCACGAUUGAGGGAUUCGGCGAACUCUUGUUCAAGUCGCUGUUCCGACACGAUUGGGAUCUGGUCCGGCUCUUUCCGUUCAGGGACUGCGAGAGCUGGGAGGAGGUGAGGGCGCACCCAAAGUUUCAGUCUCACGCCGUCAACGUAGCCGGCGCAAUCGACAAAGCCGUGUCCCUGCUCGGGAACUCGUCCGAGCUGGUGCCCGUGCUCCGGGGGCUGGGAGAGAGGCACCACGGCUACGGCGUCGAGGAGGAGCACUACGACCUCCUGGGCUCGGCGCUGCUCGAGGCUCUCGAGGAAGGCACCGCGCUCUCGGGGGUAUCCCCGGGGGGCAGGGGUUGGACGCGGGAGCUCGGCGACGCGUGGACCGAAACUUGGGCAACCGUCGCCGCGACCAUGAAGGGCGAUCUGUACGGAACCAGCCCGAGGUGA
Micromonas commoda is the source of this 1230-nucleotide messenger RNA. RefSeq lists its product with no specific name. The record is from RefSeq and is a predicted model, not a curated record. The transcript has a single exon. Gene Ontology annotation, molecular function: heme binding; protein binding; oxygen binding. Lineage: Eukaryota; Viridiplantae; Chlorophyta; Mamiellophyceae; Mamiellales; Mamiellaceae. Bases 1 to 1230 code for a protein of 409 amino acids.